This is a messenger RNA of Mycena indigotica, 1035 nucleotides long. RefSeq lists its product as uncharacterized. The record is from RefSeq and is a predicted model, not a curated record. NCBI's taxonomy places the organism in Eukaryota, Fungi, Basidiomycota, Agaricomycetes, Agaricales, Mycenaceae. The transcript has a single exon. The coding region runs from base 1 to 1035 and encodes 344 amino acids.
AUGGCCCAGUAUUACGCGGAUGGCGCCCAGUUACCCAACGCGGGCGUCGUAGCACCAUACCAACCAGAUUUCGACUUCAGCCAAUUCCUGGUGCAACCCAUACCGCGCGAGAACUACAACCUCCCGCUCGAGACCCGCAACAUGCAAAAUGCCAGCAUCGAGGCACACAACACGGCAUCUUGCAACACUACUCAGGAGGCUGAAGAUGACAAGCAAGGGACGCGAGAUGUUGGCCCACCACUAAAGCCCUUCUUUGCCUACACGUCCGACGAGAUACGCGAAUAUGCCGAAGACGAAACUCUUUACAAGAUCCUCAAAGAACAGGGCCCCGUCCCACUGAUCUUCGCGCGACUCGUCGCGAAUUUUAAACGACAAUUGUCGGACGCAAAAGCCGCGGCACCCUCUCUCGAAGGAUCUUUCGUUGGCAAGGCGGAUGGGCUUCGAACGAGACGUGGGACAAUCAUCCCAGAGUCUAUCAUCGUGGCUGCGUCCCUUGGCUCCCCACCUCCACUCUUCGCAUUGACUCAGCGCCACCUCGACGAGUUUAACAAAGCACCUUCUUCCGUCCCAGUCCGUAAUGUGCACCACCCAAAACUCGGCAACCGCCUCACCCAAGCUUUUGACUCGGAGACCUUCAUGAAGAAUAUUGGACCGCAUACCACCUUCACAACCGUCGAGGCUUUUCCUCUCGGUUUCGGCAACCUAUUGGAAUGCUUCGAAACACUGAAAAUCAUCGCGACCUACUUGGCCGGAAAGAACCCCCCACCCACAUCCAUUGCAACACACGUCUGCAACCACAUCGACUGGAUUCAAACUGAACUGCCCAACUACGGCGCCCAUAUCAACGAGUGGCUGCCCUGGUCUUGGUCCAGAUUGACGGAGAUGUUUUCUGCUAACUACAGACACCAGGAGAUAGAAUACAACGUAUUCCGCGAGCUCUACAAAAACAGGAUCGCGAACCAGUGUUCCCCAGCAGUGCCGCAAACCAAACGCCACGCCCCAGACCAUGUUUAUCCCGAGGAAAGAAGAUAUUAA